AUGGCGGCGACCGUGCCGCCGGCGGAUGACGAUCCGGGCAAACUUGACCCCAUCUACAGCGACCAGGAUGCCGAGGGUGAGGAGGAGACAGAUCUGUAUCAGAUGGACCAGCAGUUGCAGGAUGCGGUCCACCGAGCCUAUACCGGAGAGGUCGCGGAGGAAAACGGGGAUGAUGAGGUGGGCGGCGAAACCAAAGAGUCGGCAUCGUCCGUCGAAAAUGCCGACUCCGACGUGGUUGGUGCGGUGAAAAUCCGUGAUGAGGACACAUCGUACCACAGUGAGGAUGCGGAUGCGGAGGCAGAUGCCGAUCCCGCGUUUGAAGACCGGAGUGACCAUGGAUCCAACUCGGACCCGAGCGAUCAGGAGUCAGAUGUCGAGGAAGACUGGGAUGCUGAAAGCAACGACCGCGAUGAGGCGGAUGGAGAUACGCGCAGCCGCGCGAAUUGCAUAUUUUGUAACCAAGACGAGGAACACGAUCCCAGUGAGGAUUAUGAGGAAUAUCUGACUUGCGCUGUUUGUGGCGACCACUCCCAUCGGCAAUGCGCCCGCGAGCAAGAUGCAUUCCAUGACAAAGAAGAUCCCUGGAAAUGUCCCACUUGUGUUUACAACAAACUGGAACCCGAUCCUGUGGUGACACAACACAAAGCUCCCAGUUUGCCAAAGGAGCUCUUGCCUGCACACAGUGGAGCCAAAGGCCCAGGGUUUCACUCUAUCUUUGACGCUCCAGAUGUCAAUGAUGGUUUACUCAACAGCUCACGGUCGUUGCGAAAGAGGAAAGCUUCAUCCUUGGAAGUGGAGGAGGAGCAUGCUCCCGUGCUCCGCAAAAGACGGCGACAAAGUUCGCUUCGAGCUGAUCAUCCCGACCUGCUGGACCCAGUCUUGGCAGAGGGAGAGGAGAUCGCCGACGCCGACGCCGACACACUCUCCCCUGCAGCAAUCCGCCCGGUACGUUCCCGGCGCACUCGUGGCGCCGAUCGAGAGACCUUCCGUGUGGUGUCUCAACAGAUCGGGAAGUUAGUGGUUGGAUUUCGACUCGACCACAACAAGGUGUCGAAGGUCUUGAGUGCCCCCAGUCGACCACUACGGAAAAAGAAGAAAAAUCCCAAGCCGCCUCCCGUUAUUGGAUCCCAAGCCCACUUUGCUGCCAUUCCCCCCACACCUUACGCCCCCGUGUUCACCCCGUUCCACGAUCGGGAAAUCGACGAUUCCAAGUCCAAGCCAUAUGGCGGCAUUCUAUCCGAGGCUGAACAGGACACCUCCAAGACCCUUCCGACACAACUUGACCGUGAACGAUUCGAGAUCGCUCGCCAAAAGGCCGAAGAAGAAUGGCAGCGGAAAGUCCGAGAGGCUGAGCUGAAUGGCGAGGCCACUCCAACCGCAUCGGCGAAAGUAUCGGGUCCUCCCUCGAAGAUCAAGUACAUCAACUUUGGUGGCUUUGAGAUCGAGACUUGGUACGCCGCACCUUACCCGGAAGAGUACAGCCGCAAUCGUGUGCUCUAUAUCUGCGAAUUUUGUCUGAAGUAUAUGAACUCGGACUAUGUUGCCUGGCGUCACAAACUCAAGUGUCCUGCCAAGAAUCCUCCUGGCGACGAGAUUUACCGGGACGGUUCAAUCUCGAUCUUUGAGGUUGACGGACGGAAGAACCCCGUCUACUGUCAAAACCUGUGUCUUCUUGCCAAACUCUUCUUGGGUUCAAAGACAUUGUACUAUGAUGUCGAGCCUUUCCUAUUCUAUGUCAUGACCGAGUACGACGACCUAGGCUGCCACUUUGUGGGAUACUUUAGCAAAGAGAAACGACCAAGCUCGGCAAAUAAUGUCUCCUGCAUUCUCACCCUUCCCAUUCAUCAGCGCAAAGGCUACGGCAACCUUCUCAUCGACUUCUCAUACCUCCUCACACGCAUCGAAGGCAAGAAUGGAUCACCCGAGAAACCACUCUCCGACAUGGGCUUGGUGUCAUACCGGAAUUACUGGCGUCUGAUCCUGUCUUAUCAGCUCCGUGACUUGAAAAGCCCGGUCAGCAUCGCCGAUUUGUCUGAUCGAACCGGAAUGACAGCAGAUGAUCUUGUGUCCGCAUUGGAGGGCUUACGGGCGCUCGUGCGAGACCCCAUCACCAAAACCUAUGCGUUCCGUCUCGACCACAAGUAUUUCCAGGAAGUCAUUGACGGCUGGGAAAGCAAGGGCUACGUAACACUCAACCCUGACGCCUUACUCUGGACUCCAUACAUCAUGGGCCGCAGCAACCAAUCACAGUUUGAUCGUGCGCCUAUGCACACGGUUGCGCCCCGAGAGGAUCCCGAUGAGGAGGAAGAGGAAGAAGAGACAGAAAUCAACGGUGACUCUGUGUCGAUGGUGAACGGGACCAAUGGAACUGGUUUCGCAGAGCCCGCAGGGCCUCCUUCAACAACUGCCUUCGACCAGGCAGAUGGUCUGCACAAGUCUUCCUCGCCCGACAGCUCAGAAGUCCUCUCGAAUCCCGCCAAUGGCAUUCCUCCCUCUCGAUUCGAGCUCUGGCCCCCCGUCCAGGCCCCACCGCCUGCAAAACGAAAACCCGGCCGUCCUUUCGGUAGUUUCAAAAAGAAUCGACACUCGAUGACGCCCACGACCAACCGCAUAAGCGGUCGCAACACGCCUCGACGAGCUUCUCAGCUUCCGAUGGGGACUCCCACUAGCACUGGUAUGCGUCGUGGUCGGAGGGCGUUGCUUAUGGACUCGCCCUCGGGCGAAGCGACUCCUACGCAAGUCAAUGGCAUCGAAGCAGAAGAGGCAGGUCUCGAGGAGGCGGUAGUGGAUUCGAAUGCCGAGGAACUUGUGGACGGCACAUCCGAUGCAGACGGGCAGGCCCUAGAAGAUAUCAGCGGUGCCGACGACGCGGACGACGAGCCCGCCGAGACGAACGGUCACAUCGAAGAAGACAUGGAAGAAGAGGAGGAGGACGAAGUGUCACAGACUCCCUCAAAGCCAACAUCCCGAUCUCCCCAGACUCCAACUCGUAACGGAUCAAAAGGCGAACCCACCGAACACACACCCCGGCUAUCUCGCUCCGUCAACCGGAAAGCCUUGGUGGAGAAGAUUCAAGUGAUGGUCCCAGCUACCGAGCACAGCGCCACCCCCGCCACGAAGGCAAAUCCGACCGCAAGAUGGCAGACUCGAAUGGCAUUGACUCUGAUGCAGAUGCGGAUGCCGAUGCAGAGGCCGACGCCGACUUCGAUGUGGAUGAGGAUGUCGUAA
Molecule: messenger RNA, 3228 nt
Organism: Penicillium lagena
Lineage: Eukaryota; Fungi; Ascomycota; Eurotiomycetes; Eurotiales; Aspergillaceae
Exons: 4
Coding region: 1-3228 (1075 amino acids)
Biological process (GO): regulation of DNA-templated transcription
Molecular function (GO): histone acetyltransferase activity
Source: RefSeq, a predicted model, not a curated record